Molecule: messenger RNA, 1665 nt
Organism: Microsporum canis CBS 113480
Lineage: Eukaryota; Fungi; Ascomycota; Eurotiomycetes; Onygenales; Arthrodermataceae
Exons: 2
Coding region: 1-1665 (554 amino acids)
Source: RefSeq, a predicted model, not a curated record
AUGGUCGGCAUAACGCGGAGACCUGACGGGUCAGAAGAUUCAGGCUAUGGAAGCGUGUCUUCAGCCAGUUCUCCCACCACGAUAGAGCGUUGGAUGGCUAGCAAGGACAAGUUUUGCAUCGCUGCCAAUGGACAAAUUCCAAUUACUUGGCUUUCAAGAGAGUUACAAGUUAGCCCCGAGUUAAAGGGCCCUUAUGACAGACACAUCUUACCGCAUAUUUCUGAUAUCUUUGCCGCCCAUGGGAUCUCGUUUGCCGGAGAGAGGCUAAGUCGCCUCCAGCCGAAGGAGGAGGCUUAUGAAACUAAGGAUGUUAUAUCGAUCUCUACGUGGGACAGAAGACCGAGAAAAGCAUGGUACGAUGCUGCGAAUGACGUGCUGGCCAAAGUCAAAGAGAACCUUCCCAACCGACUGUUAUCGUCUAUCCAAGUCCUAGUUUCUAACGUUGAUGAGAUGUAUCAGGACAUUUCGAGUGCUCUGCCCAAUGAUCCGUCUAUCAUCGAACCUCUUGAACAGGUCAAGGACCGGAUCGUGGAAGAAGUCUCUACUUCAAUGACCAAUGUCUGGUCAUCCAUCUCCUUCCACAUGCGGCGCUCCCGGCAUGACUUCGGUGCACCGCGAAAACCCACGGUCAUCGUCUUCUGCCACCCCCUCUCAGUGUACGAUUUUGCAGCGGCCGAAGACCGGCUUCUUGAGAUUCUAAAUGCCGUGGAGAUCCAGGUGUACCUGGAGUUUAUUCCAGGAAGAGUCGUUCUUGCGAAUCCAGGGUUCAUACGGAGAGCUAUGCGUCAUGAACCAGAACUGCUUCCCGAAAACCCGGUGAAUGGGAGUUCAAUCGGUGUCAAGGGGCGGGCUACCGAGGCUGGAACCCUAGGGGGCUGGUUGACACUCAAUCUUCCCCAGGAAAAACGACAAAUAAAGUGCGCCCUUACCUGCUACCAUGUUGUUAGGAGUGACGACCCUAGUGCCACAGUCCAUACCGAUUCACAUGGGGUCCAUUGGAGUGAUCAACGUGGACGUCUAACUAUUGAGUAUCCAGCAGCCCUUGACGCAAAAGCUGCCAUGGAUCGGUUGGAUGAACUAUGCCAGCUUGAACCUGAAGCCCAAGAUCUUCAGCACCAGCGAAAUAUGAUAUCGCGACUUAUGUCAGGCCCAGGGAUUGGAAAAGUUCUACUCGCAUCAGGAUAUCAGGUUCGCAAUAACCACAGGCUAGACUGGGCACUAGUGGAGAGCCCAGAAACAUUUUCGUACAAUAAACCUCCUUCCAUCAACCAAGACAAGUCCUUUAAAUUACCAAUGACUGGCCCUAGAUACAACUCACACCCUGAUGCCAAAGUAAAGCAGCUUGAUUUUGUGAAGGAAGGGGACUGGGUUGUCAAGUCUGGCCGAACUACAUUAACCUCUGCAACCGUUAGUUCCAUGAAGGCAGUGACAUGGGCUUCUGGGUACACUACUGAAGAGAUCGAGCUCAUCUCUGAAGACGCUGAUGUUGCAGCCGAAGGUGAUAGUGGGUCUUUCGUCAUCAAUGUGCGCGGAGACUUAGUUGGGUUACUAUUCGCGGUAAAUAAGCAGUCAGGCCGGUUUGAUACUGCGUACAUGACCCCCUUCAGUCUAAUUCAAGACCAAAUCAAGGAGAUGACGGAUGGGGGUUUUUUAAGCUUGGACUAA